Molecule: messenger RNA, 627 nt
Organism: Jaminaea rosea
Lineage: Eukaryota; Fungi; Basidiomycota; Exobasidiomycetes; Microstromatales
Exons: 4
Coding region: 1-627 (208 amino acids)
Source: RefSeq, a predicted model, not a curated record
AUGGUGCCCUUCACGCGCUUUGCCUGGAGCAUUGCCCCACAGCUCGGCCAGCCUCACAUCGCUAGACGAUCCAUCACUCACGCGGUCCAGCUCACCCUCGUCCUUCUCGUCUCGAUGGGCAUCGCUCAUCUCCUGACUACCGCCUCGAUGGCUGCAGUCAUACCGACCUCUGCUAUGAACGCUACCACAGCCUUCGAAGGACUCGAUGCUCGCGGUAAUGCCGCCAAUUGUCCGAUCAUCGCAGGCGGUAUUACGAGCUGUGGUAGGCAUGUCAACCAUACGACCAGAUCAGACUACCCUGGUGAUCAACAGCCCCAUUCUCACAAGACCUCUUGGGUAGACGCUAUCCAAGCUUCGGAAGGUUCACUGCGUAUGAAAGUCCUGCUUCACCCAUACAGUAAGGCUUGCUCCGCCUCAAUGCGCAACGAGUCCAUCGAGCUUCAGCACCUUCCUCGCGUCAACGCGGAGCCAAGGCCCAACUCUGGCUCUGAGGAGGAUCAUGAUGAUGCAGGGGAAGGAGAGGGUAAGGGUUUGGCGCAGCUUGAUGCGUCGCUGCACCUGGCCGGUAAGGGCAGAGUCCUUAUCGAAACCUUUGAUUCACAGUUGGAUCGUGAGAAGUCAAAGUGA